Linum tenue is the source of this 2207-nucleotide messenger RNA. The record is from the annotation of a GenBank genome assembly. NCBI's taxonomy places the organism in Eukaryota, Viridiplantae, Streptophyta, Magnoliopsida, Malpighiales, Linaceae.
CUGGGAUUUGUGUUAUUAUUAUUACUACCACUAUUAUUCCUAAUAUUUUUUCCACCUUUUCUCCUUUUAUUCAUCAAGUUUUGCUUUUUACUUCUUUUUUUUCUUCUUUUUUUUUUCUUCUUCUUCAACUCCAAAGAUAAAACGAGGAGUGGGAGGGGAAAGAGAGGAAGAGAGGUUAAUCAAUUGGUGUGAUGGCGAGGAAAACACCCACCAUCGUUGAUCUCAUUUCAAAACAAUUUGUUUUGAUUUGAUUUGAUUUCUUUCAUGUGGGUGUCAAUGUGCUACAUGGAAGAAGAAGCUUGUUUUGGCGCGCGCAAAAUUUUGUUCAUUAAUGUUCUUUUCCAAAUUUAAAAGGAGUUCUUUACAAGAAUUUCUUUCGGAAAAUUCAUAAUUUUUCCGAAACUCUUUCCUCUGAGCCGGGCACCACCACCACCACCACCGUAUUUCUUAAAUGGCCCCUCCUAAUCUUAACACGUUCAGGCUUUAUCAACUAUGGAAGGGUAACAACAAAUUCUUAUGUGGUGGGAGGUUAGUGUUUGGCCCAGAUGCUGCAUCACUGUUCUUGACAUCAUUCCUAAUUGGAGGCCCAGCAAUCACAUUCUGCAUAAAGAUGUUGCUAAUGAUGGCCACAGACCCUGCUUUCAGCUACCCUAUACUUGUUGGUGGAUGGGUCCUCCUAGUUAUGAUACAGGACUUUGCAUUCUUGUUCCUGACAUCAAGCAGGGAUCCAGGGAUCAUCCCAAGGAACUCGCACCCGCCGGAGAUGGACGAGUCGAUGGACAUGACCUCGACGUCGAUGGAAUGGGUGAACAACAGGCUAUCAAACUUCAAGCUCCCCAGGACAAAAGAUGUGUUUGUGAAUGGUUACAGUGUGAAAGUGAAGUUCUGUGACACUUGCUUGUUGUACCGUCCCCCUAGGGCUUCCCAUUGCUCCAUAUGCAACAAUUGUGUCCAAAAGUUCGACCAUCACUGCCCAUGGGUGGGCCAGUGCAUUGGAUUGAGGAACUACCCAUUUUUCAUAUGCUUCAUAUCAUCAUCGACCAUGUUGUGUCUAUACGUGUUUGUGUUCUCAUGGAUCAACAUCAUCCGCCAACAAGGACCCUUGUGGAGUGUUCUUUCCAACGACAUCAUCUCCCUAAGUUUGAUAAUCUAUUGCUUCAUUGCCGUUUGGUUUGUUGGGGGACUCACUGUUUUCCACUUCUACUUGAUCUCCACUAACCAAACGACUUAUGAGAAUUUUCGAUAUCGAUAUGACAAGAAGGAGAACCCGUUCAGAAGAGGGUGCCUACAAAAUUUCAAAGAAGUGUUUGUGUCGGACAUUCCACCAUCUGCGGUGAACUUCAGGGAGUGGGUGGCUCCUGAGGAGAUCUCCAGUGAUUCAGUGAGGAGUGUGAGCAUGAAUGAGCAUAAUACGUUAAGGGGAUCCAAGGAGAAAUUUGAUUUGGAAAUGGGAGGAGAUAAGCUUGGAAAGGAAGGGACUAAGCUCCCAGCCAUUUUGCAGAAUUUGAAUUUCAAUGAUGAUGAUCAUGAUGAUGAUUUGAAGAGGAAAGGGAACACUGAUGGUGGAGUUGCUACUUUCGAUCCUUAUAAUGGUUUGUCAAAUCACCAUGACUUGCAACAUAAGAUCAUGAAUGCGGGAUCAACUCUUCACGAACAACCUACACGCUAGAUGAAAGUUUUUAAUAAGAGCUAUAAUCUAUUAAUCAGGAUCCAUAUGCAACAUGGCAUUGAAGCAAUACCCUCAAGACUCCACCAUCCAAAUCUAGUUGAAGAUUGUGUAAUUCGAAAUGAGAGAAAUGAGGUGGAGCAGAUCAAAUGAGGCUUUGAGAUGUCAAAUUGAGAGGUGGUAAAAGAUUCAGAAUGGAAAUGUGUGGAUGCGAUGUAUAAAACAUUUUGAAAGAGUUAAAAUUAGCAUAUAUUUGAAUUCCUUUCUUUUGUCCCAUCCUUGCUUCCACACCAACUCCUUAUCUUUUGGAGUUGAAAUUUGUGUCAAAACCGAAGUAAAAAGUACAAAGAGGAAACACAAGGACUAGAAGAAGAAAAAUAAUGCAAUUAUAACUUGAAUCAUGGUAUCAUCACAUAGCUUCGUUAGAUUACAACAUUGUUAAGAUCAAAAGGUGUAAUUUUUAGUUUAUUUUCAUAAUGUGCUUAUUCUCACUUUAUAAUGAUAGACUAAUUUUUUUUGGUAAUUUUGUACGGAAUAGGGG